Messenger RNA from Exophiala mesophila, 3201 nucleotides. RefSeq lists its product as uncharacterized. NCBI's taxonomy places the organism in Eukaryota, Fungi, Ascomycota, Eurotiomycetes, Chaetothyriales, Herpotrichiellaceae. Bases 513 to 3017 code for a protein of 834 amino acids. The transcript has a single exon. Gene Ontology annotation, molecular function: secondary active sulfate transmembrane transporter activity. Gene Ontology annotation, biological process: transmembrane transport. The record is from RefSeq and is a predicted model, not a curated record. Gene Ontology annotation, cellular component: membrane.
UCUUUCUCAUUCCAUCUGCACAAGCAUUACUUCUUUUUGUCCCGACCGACCGAGUCUCGAUCUCACCUCUCGGACGCGAGAAACCCUGCCUCAUAUCCCCCGGCAUAAGCUCCAACUUUACAUGCCACCCAUGGAGCAUUUCUAGCCACAUCGACGACUAUAAUAUCUGGCUUUCCGUCACGCCAAUUCUCUCGGCUUCUCUUCUCUUCAACGGUGUUGCUUGUCUCACACCUUGUCAAACUUGGCUUCAGACUUGGGUGACACUUGCUCAGCACGUCAUCAAUCUAUUUUCCUUCCAGCGUUCGUCUUUGUGCAAUAGCGGACCGGCACCAUACCCCCUAGCGAGACCAGCAGUCUCAUAUAUUCCUUGGACAAAUCCUCCCCUGCCACACGCAGUUCCAGACUGUCCGUCCAAUCGUUCUCCUCCAUCUCGCCACACCUCGGAACGGGGGGCCCUGGCUAUUAGGUAGCGGAAGCUGCUAUAGCGUGAUCGCUCUGCCAACCUCACCAAAAUGCCCUCUUCUGCAUCAAAGGCUGGCCACACGGCUGCCAAGUAUCUUGGAAUUAAAGUCCAUGAGAAUCGUGCCCAGGAGGAUGCCAUCACCAGAGGCGAAUCAACCUACUCCACCAAUACCAGCGAUACCUACGUUGAGGAGGAGCCUCGCACAGUCGAGUGGCUCCAAGACCUCGUCCCUACAUUUCCUCAGGUCAAGACCUAUUUCCGAAAUCUGUUCCCGUUCACUCGCUGGAUUCUGAGAUAUAACGUUCAAUGGCUCAUCGGAGAUUUGGUCGCUGGCAUUACUGUCGGAUGCGUUGUCGUUCCUCAGGGAAUGGCAUACGCCAAGCUGGCACAGCUUCCUGUUGAGUUCGGCCUCUACUCAUCCUUCAUGGGAGUUCUCAUCUAUUGGUUUUUUGCCACCUCCAAGGACAUCACUAUCGGCCCUGUUGCCGUCAUGUCCACCAUUGUCGGAAACAUUGUCCUGAAAGUUCAAGAUGAGCAUCCCGAAAUUCCAGGUUAUGUUGUGGCAUCUGCAUUAGCCAUCAUUUGUGGUGCCAUUGUCCUCUUCAUCGGUCUCAUUCGAUUCGGUUGGAUCGUCGAGUUCAUUCCGUUGAGCGCCAUUUCAGCCUUCAUGACUGGAUCGGCCAUUAGCAUUGCCGCGGGCCAGGUUCCCAAUCUGAUGGGUAUCAAAGUGCAGGGCUUCAACACUCGUGAUCACACCUUUAUGGUCAUCAUCAACACCCUGAAGUAUCUUGGCCACACCAAGAUCGACGCCGCCAUGGGAUUGACUGCCCUAGCGAUGUUGUAUAUCAUCCGCUCCGCUUGCACUUUCGCCGCCAAAAAGAAUCCUUCGAGAGCAAAGAUGUUCUUCUUCAUUUCAACAUUGAGAACAGCUUUUGUCAUCUUGUUGUAUACCAUGAUCAGCUGGCUCGUUAACAGACACCGCCGUUCGGAUCCUCUAUUUGCCAUCUUGGGUAAAGUGCCUCGGGGUUUCCAACACGCUCAAGUACCUACCAUCAACACUGAAAUCAUCAGCUACUUUGCCAGCGAGUUGCCUGCCUCGGUCAUUGUUCUGUUGAUCGAACACAUUGCCAUCUCCAAAUCCUUCGGUCGUAUCAACAACUAUACAAUCGACCCUUCUCAGGAGCUUGUCGCCAUCGGCGUUACCAACUUGCUCGGACCUUUCCUAGGUGGAUAUCCAGCAACUGGUUCUUUCUCAAGAACUGCCAUCAAGUCCAAAGCUGGUGUCCGCACUCCAUUCGCUGGUGUCAUUACCGCUGUCGUGGUCCUCUUGGCCAUCUACGCACUACCAGCCGUGUUUUUCUACAUCCCCAACUCUUCCCUUGCCGCGGUCAUCAUUCAUGCUGUCCUUGAUCUCAUUACCCCUCCCAAGACCGUCUAUCAAUUUUGGCGUGUCAAUCCUCUUGAGACAGUCAUCUUCUUCGCUGGUGUCUUUGUCACCAUCUUCUCAUCCAUUGAGAAUGGCAUUUACACCACGAUUUGUAUUAGUGUUGCCGUUUUGCUCUUCCGCGUUGGAAAAGCACGUGGACACUUUGUCGGCAAGGUCAAGAUUCACUCUGUUCUCGGCGAUCACCUCGAAGAAGACAAAUUCCACGAUCAAGGACGAUCGUCAGACGACAGCGAGGAACGUAACAUUUUCCUUCCCUUGGACCACAACGAUGGCUCAAAUCCUUCCAUUGACGUCCAAUCACCCUACCCUGGAAUCUUCAUCUACCGAUUCAGCGAAGGUUUCAACUACCCCAACGCCAAUCACUAUACCGACCAUCUAGUCAAGUACAUUUUCGCCAACACACGGCGCACUAACCCCGACUCAUGGCCUCGUCCUGGUGAUCGACCAUGGAACAACCCGGGUCCUCGACGCGGACACAGAGAAGAAACCAACGACCAUCUCCCCACCCUCAAAGCCGUCAUCCUCGACUUCUCCGCUGUCAACAACGUCGACGUCACCAGCGUGCAAAACCUCAUCGACGUACGCAACCAACUCGAUCGAUACGCCACACCAGACGCCGUCCAAUGGCAUUUCGCCUCCAUCAACAACCGCUGGACCAAACGAGCCCUCGCCUCCGGCGGUUUCGGCUACCCAUCCCUCCCCACCUCAGAAUACCAUCGCUGGCGAUCAAUAUUCUCCAUCACCGAAAUCGGAGGCGAAAUCAACUCUGCCGCCACCGCUGCAGAACGUGAAACCAACAGAAGAUUAUCCGCUGCGCGUGAUGAGGAAAGUGCCAGAGAAGUCAAAAAGCAAGUUGCUGGUGGCGACGAUUCAAUUUCUGGAAGUGGAAGUGAUUUGAAUAAGGAAAUCACGAGGAGUAAAGCAUAUCUUCGAUCGGAUUCGAAGAAAUUGGCGAUUGUGCAGGGAAUCAAUCGUCCUCUUUUCCAUAUUGAUCUUACUUCGGCGCUGCAGUCGGCGAUUGCUAAUACUCAGCAAAUCGAGCAUGGGCGAUCGAAAGCUCAACAACAACAGCAGUUUGAUGAGGUUCCUAUUGAGAAGUUGAAGUAGGUGAUUGGAUGGGAGUCGAAUCUAUCCAUGGACUUGGGCCUGGAUAGGGAUUUUUGUUACGUUGUUGAUCACGAGAUAUACCAUACCAACCCUCGUCGAAGGGUAAUCGUUGUCGAAGCUAAGUAGAUUAUAAGGUUGAAAUAUACCUGAAUAAUGAGAGAUGACAUAUCGAUGAUUCAUUCAA